ACCAUCAUGUCUGGACGUGGUAAGGGUGGUAAAGGCCUUGGCAAAGGCGGCGCUAAGCGCCACCGUAAGGUCCUUCGUGAUAACAUCCAGGGCAUCACCAAGCCCGCCAUCCGCCGCCUGGCCCGGCGCGGAGGAGUGAAGCGCAUCUCCGGCCUCAUCUACGAGGAGACCCGUGGUGUGCUGAAGGUGUUCCUGGAGAACGUGAUCCGCGACGCUGUCACCUACACGGAGCACGCCAAGCGCAAGACCGUCACCGCCAUGGACGUGGUCUACGCGCUCAAGCGCCAGGGCCGCACCCUCUAUGGCUUCGGCGGUUAAGCUAGGGAUUUUCUUCACUGUCGCAAAAGGCCCUUUUCAGGGCCACCCACGAAUUCACA
This is a messenger RNA of Mus pahari (shrew mouse), 377 nucleotides long. RefSeq names its product histone H4. Gene Ontology annotation, molecular function: DNA binding; structural constituent of chromatin; protein heterodimerization activity. The transcript has a single exon. Gene Ontology annotation, biological process: nucleosome assembly. The coding region runs from base 7 to 318 and encodes 103 amino acids. The record is from RefSeq and is a predicted model, not a curated record. Gene Ontology annotation, cellular component: nucleosome. Lineage: Eukaryota; Metazoa; Chordata; Mammalia; Rodentia; Muridae.